AUGCAAAUUCCAAAUUACGAUAGGGAUUCGGUAUGUUCAUUUUUUAAGAAGCUUACAGGAGAUAUAUAAUUUUAUCUGGAUGAAAUGAAAUCUGACUUUGCCAAAAACCCUCCAUAAACAAAUAUAAAGGACAGGGUGCUUCUAUGGAAAGAUAAAUAUUAAUAAUCACUCAAUCAAUGCAUAAUGACUUAUAUUAUGAAAACAGAGUAAGUUGAUGUGUCACAAUUCUAAUUUAAAGAGUUCUUAGAUAGAGUGACAGACGAGUAUUAAAAUGAUCAAGAAUUUAUGGAUUUAUUAAAGCAGUGCAAUUAAAGCAUAGAAAAUCUUAAAGAUUUCAUAAGAACAAACUUAGCGAAAGAUCCUUCCAUUUAUGUAAUAAAGGAUAUUUGA
This is a messenger RNA of Paramecium tetraurelia, 390 nucleotides long. RefSeq lists its product as uncharacterized. Lineage: Eukaryota; Ciliophora; Oligohymenophorea; Peniculida; Parameciidae. The record is from RefSeq and is a predicted model, not a curated record. The transcript has 2 exons.